UUUCAAACGAUUAGCGUCUCGAGAACAAGCACAUUCACUGGGAAUUUCUGUGAUGUUGUGCGCACAAGCACAACCACGACGGACUCGACCGAGCUUCAUCAGGAGUCGCCUCGUGUGAAGAGAGCUAGGGCCGUCGAGGAGGCGUGUAAUGGGUAUGAGCAGAUUCUGUUCAGUUCAGUUGGAUGAAUAAUAGCCUAGUGGUUGGGUAUGCUGGCAAUGCUUUUGCUGGGUCAGACAAAGUGAACGUUCAACUAAUUGAUGUCAUCAACAAGGAGAUUAAGAUCCGGAGCCCUGUUUUGUCGCAACAGGUUUACAGCGGCGAGGAGGGUCAUUUAGCAUAUUUGGACCCAACCCAAGGUCGCCGCCGGUAGUCAUUAACGGAAGAUGGGGCCGUUUGCUGACUUAAAGUUGGAUAACGUCAUAAGUCAUAACCCCUGUUCAUCAAGAUGCCGGGAAAUUUGGACAUAUUUUUCAAUAUCCACUUACGGCGGCUAGUGGAGGCACCGGGUUCUGGAAUCUGGGGUGGCCCGCGCAUUCAAUCGCUUGCCCCAGUUAUUAUAUUCUUCUUAGAUUGAUGCUCUGUAACAUUAUAUAUAGUGGUACUUUGAUGCAAGUUUUUAUUACAACUUGAAAUCAUCUACUACAAAAUCUUCCUCUAAGUGGAAAAAUGACAUGGAUUUCAAUAUGCACGGGAAAAUCUGGAUUUGCUGCGUCUUCUACAGCUGAAGAUGUUACUAAAGGAGUUGAUGGAACCGGCCUCACUGCCAUUGUUACUGGAGCAACGAGUGGUAUCGGAUUAGAAACCACACGUGUGCUUGCCUUACGUGGGGUACAUGUCAUUAUGCCAGUCAGAAACCUUGAAUCUGGUAAAAAAGUGAAAGAAAGCAUUGUUGAGAAAAUCCCAAAUGCAAAACUUGAUGUGAUGGAAUUAGAUAUUAGCUCAAUGCAAUCUGUGCGGCAGUUUGCAUCACAGUAUCGUUCAAAGGGGUAUCCUUUGAACAUCUUAAUUCUGAAUGCAGGGAUUAUGACUCCUCCCUUCUCUCUUAGCAAAGACAACAUAGAAUUGCAAUUUGCAACCAACCAUGUUGGUAACUUCCUUUUGACAAACUUAUUGUUGGAUACCAUGAAAAAGACUGUGAAAGAAAGUGGGAAAGAAGGAAGAAUUGUUAUUCUUUCAUCAGAGAUUCAUAGGAUGACAUACAAAGAAGGAAUCAGGUUCGAUAAGAUCAAUGAUGAGAAGAGCUAUUGCGCGUUCUCAGCUUAUGGGCAAUCAAAACUGGCUAAUGCAUUGCAUGCAAAAGAACUCACAAGGAGGUUUCAGGAAGAAGGUGUGAAAAUAACUGCAAAUGCUGUGCACCCUGGAGUUAUUGCCACCAACCUUGCACGCAAUGGCGGUUUUAAUGCUGUAUUCUAUGGUAUAUUCAACCGUUUCUUGAAGAACAUCCCUCAGGGGGCUGCAACUACAUGCUAUGUGGCUCUGCAUCCACAAGUAAAGGGCGUUAGUGGCCAGUAUUUUGCGGACAGCAACUUGUCUAAAGCAAGCAACUAUGCUCAAGACCCUGAACUCGCCAACAAACUCUGGGAUUUCAGUUUGAGGUUGACGAAUUCAAAGUAAUCUGGUUCUGGUCGUCAACUUCUUGGACCGAUGUAAAUUUCAUAAAACAAAUAAUGUUGUAUGUUUUUAACUUUUUAUAUAUAAUGGUAUUUGUGGUAACAAGGGUUUUAGAUGUUUUAUGUAAUCGUUUUUAGUUUAUAUGAUGAAUGAAACUCGUUUCUAUA
Lactuca sativa (garden lettuce) is the source of this 1779-nucleotide messenger RNA. RefSeq names its product short-chain dehydrogenase TIC 32, chloroplastic. NCBI's taxonomy places the organism in Eukaryota, Viridiplantae, Streptophyta, Magnoliopsida, Asterales, Asteraceae. The record is from RefSeq and is a predicted model, not a curated record.